AUGCCGCACUCCUCCACCGCGAUCAAGCUCUUCCGCGACAUCCUCAAGGCGCACCGCGCGCUCCCGCCCGCGCACCGCAAGCUCGGCGACUCGAUGGUCAAGCAGGAGUUCCGGCAGCACCAGAAUGCGACGCCCAACUUUCUCUUCCAGUUCGAGCGGCAGUGGCGAGACUACCUGCAGCAGCUCCGCGUGCAGACGCUGCGCGGCGAGCCCGUCGGCCGGGCGCUCUCCGAUGAGGACAUCAUGGCGCUCUCCGACGAGCAGCGAAACGCCCUCGCCCAGGCGCUCGACCCGAGUGCGCCGGCGGCAGACUCGUCUCCGCUCGAGGGAAUAUACAAGCCGUAA
Messenger RNA from Emiliania huxleyi CCMP1516, 345 nucleotides. RefSeq lists its product as hypothetical. The transcript has a single exon. Gene Ontology annotation, biological process: succinate metabolic process; mitochondrial respiratory chain complex II assembly. Bases 1 to 345 code for a protein of 114 amino acids. Lineage: Eukaryota; Haptophyta; Isochrysidales; Noelaerhabdaceae. The record is from RefSeq and is a predicted model, not a curated record. Gene Ontology annotation, cellular component: mitochondrion; mitochondrial intermembrane space.